AUGCUGCAGAAGCGAAACUACUUCCCUCCAAUACUCUUGGUAGUCAUGUCGAAGCUUCGAGAGUUCACAAGCUGCAAAAUCCACUAUGCGUUCUCAUACAUCAUAAGACCUCGUAUUUCAAAUUACGUAUCCGGAGUCACAGAACAUCGCAGACUCUCUAGCUGUUCUUCUCUUUCCGGAGACAUAAAAACUAACCGACAGCGCAAAGAAACUCUCCUUCCAUCCACCAGUGUCAAACCCAGAGGCGUUGUCGAACAUGUCCUGACAACUGCGGAUCAGAUACUCAAUUGGGCGCGACAGAGCUCACUCCACCCAUUAAGCUUCGGUCUCGCCUGCUGCGCCCUCGAAAUGAUGCACUGCUCGAUGCCUCGCUACGACCAGGACCGACUAGGGAUUAUCUUUCGAGCGUCUCCUCGUCAGGCAGAUGUAAUGAUUGUUGCCGGCACAGUCACCAACAAGAUGGCUCCCGCUCUUCGGCAGUGUUAUGAUCAAAUGCCCGAGCCACGAUGGGUGAUCAGCAUGGGAAGCUGCGCGAAUGGUGGUGGCUACUACCACUAUAGCUAUAAGCCCGAAAUUUCUGACCAUUACUUCGACCUGGGUGUGAAUCGGCGUGCUACAGCAGCAGAUGUGAAGAAGGCUUUCCACAUGCUAGCGCUACGACACCACCCAGACAAGAAAGCGCCGGGUAAGACGAUAGAUGCCGUCGAGUUCAGACAGGUACGAGAAGCGUUCGAAGUACUGAGAAACUCCACGACACGAAGCGAGUAUGAUACACGGUACAAUGAAGUACAAGAAGAGUGGAAUGAGUACCGCAGCAAUCUUGCUGAGUAUGUGCUUCAAGAAGAGCGAGAACGUCUUGAGGCAAAUAAUGAGCGAGUGCGUAUACUAGAGGAAGAACGACGACUUGCAGAAGCGAGACAGCGCGAAGCAAAAGAGGAAGCUCGUGCCAAAGUGGAGCGUACUGCUCGACAAGAGAAAGAACGACUCGCGGAAGAGCGAUCACGUCAAGCAGCAGAACGAGCACAAAAAGAACUAGAAAAGGUGGCCGAAGAACGCCUCCGCCAAUGGGAAGAAGAUCAGGGGGCCAAACUAAAGCAGCAUUGCGAACAGCUCCAGAGGCAGGCGGAGAAGAAGAAUAUGAUGGAGGAGAUGAUGAUGAUGGAGGAAGACAUGCUGAUUAUGGAGGAGGACAUGAUGAGUAUGGAGGAGGACAUGAUGAUUAUGGAGAGGGAGAUGAAUGUGAUGGAGGAGAACAUGAAUAUGAUGGAGGAGGACAUGAUGAUGAAUAAGAAGAUGAUGAUGAAUGAGAAGAGGAAGAUGAUGGAGAAGAAGAAAAUGAUAGAGAAGAAGAAGAUGGAGAGGAAGAAGAAGGCGGAGAAGAGGGGCAGGGGCCAGGGGAAGAGAAGAGCGAAUAAAUAA
Molecule: messenger RNA, 1419 nt
Organism: Alternaria postmessia
Lineage: Eukaryota; Fungi; Ascomycota; Dothideomycetes; Pleosporales; Pleosporaceae
Exons: 5
Coding region: 1-1419 (472 amino acids)
Biological process (GO): aerobic respiration; electron transport coupled proton transport; mitochondrial respiratory chain complex I assembly
Molecular function (GO): 4 iron, 4 sulfur cluster binding; quinone binding; NADH dehydrogenase (ubiquinone) activity
Source: RefSeq, a predicted model, not a curated record